AUGACCGCCACUCUUGAACGCAGUCUCUCUCGUACCUCGAGCAUUUCUCUACCGAUAUCUAGCCCCAUGAUCUCUCUCCGACACGAGACGACUUCGCCCAUGUCUGACUCGUCUCUCUCCCACAUUCACGAUCGUUUAACCCUCCUUGACUCGCGUGUACUGGAACUACGAUCCAACAUUCUCACCAAGGACGGCUAUGUCGAGCGACGCAACCGCGAAGAUGAGCAUCUUCGACGUGAAUUCGAAGCCCACCGCUCCAUCAGCAACAGGAUCGAUUUGAAUGUUGUGGCGCUGAGAACGGACGUUGACCAACUCAAAUCGGGAAUUUUGCAACUGAAGUCUAGCCUGGGCCAAGCUAGCAAUGAAACAGUCUUCCUCCGCAGUGAUGUUGACCGGCUCUCCAAGAAUGUCGACCAGAUACAGUCCGAUGUAGAGCAUCUCCAGACCGACGUUUGCGGAUGCCGCGUGGAAAUCAGCAAACUGCACUCGACUAUAAGCCAGCUUCGGACCGAUCUGAUUACCCUACAACACGAAACGUCGCGGCAUUUGAACUCGGUUUUUGAGCGGUUCUCUUUGAUCGAGUCGCGUAUGAAGCAUUCGGAACGAGUGCGGUUCAACUCGCUGGCUCAUACCACCCAUGCUCCUAUCACUCCUGUCCCUGUUGUUGAAGAGGAUGGGUCUCUACGCUGGCCAGAAUAUUUCCCACGCACUGUGUGGAGAUUCUGGUGUUUAAAGAAGCGCAGCCGACUGAACCGUCUAAUACUUAUGUCCGACUUUUAUCAGCUGGGUGGCUACGAAUACUGGGGCCGCAUGCACCAGGCGGACGCUAUGUUUGCAAGUGAUAGUGAUUCAAGUGAUUCGAGUGAUUAUCCGUCCAACCUGACCAGGGCUGAAGCUGUUCGGCUUUAUCCCGAAGCCGCACAUCAAGCCCUCGCUGCAACGCUCGGUCUUGUAUAUUACAAGAUUCGGAAUGAAGUUGGAGAGAGCCCAUCCUCUCCUAUCCAACGACCGCGCAAACGGCAACAUGAGGAGGCAGAUUCGGUAGCGUCUAGUUCCAAGCAGAAGCCUGCCAAGAUUGCUCGCCGCCCCAACAAUCUCUCACCGACCGCCCUCCACCGCCUGGUUACCGGGCCUUCUCUGGACACAAAGUCCUUGGCUUCUGAGGAAUCCGACAAGCUUGGAUGGAAUGCUCAUUCGGAGGUUUCUGAUGAAACGAUGAGCAAGCUUAGAGGAAUUGUCUCCGAGGAAGUGGGCGUAUUACUUCGCGCCUUGGAGCGUGGCCACCUCAAGUUGAAGCCCAGCCGAUCCGAGCGUAUGAACAUGUCACCAACAGGCUCGAAAGCCGGGUCGCGGAUUGACCAUGUUCCUUCCGAACCAAUGCCGGAUGCCGAAGCUACUUUAAGUACCAUUCCAACCGAGAUUCUUUCGCCUUCUGCUCAAGUUGUGGUGAAGAUGCAGAGAACUGAAGACCCAGAGCUUCCUGAUACGGCUUCUGAUACGACCAGC
Molecule: messenger RNA, 1506 nt
Organism: Aspergillus ochraceoroseus IBT 24754
Lineage: Eukaryota; Fungi; Ascomycota; Eurotiomycetes; Eurotiales; Aspergillaceae
Exons: 2
Source: RefSeq, a predicted model, not a curated record